AUAUGGAGGUCUGUCGUUCGGUAACGUUGUCAAGUUUGUUCCAAAGAACUUUAAUGAUAUUCCAUUCACCCCCGUCCGACGAUUGGCUGUCAGAGAAGUAGUCAAGUCAUGGUACAAUAACAAGGGAUAUCACGCCCUUCCAACAUACUUGAAUGUUAUGAAUAACGCCAUUCUACGAGCAUCCAUUGGAAAGGACAAAGGGAACCCAUCAGCUUAUGGAAUUACUGCAUACAAUCACCCAUUUCCAUUCAACAGUACAUCCAAUACUCACUUGUCAGCGGAAUAUCUGCGACAAGGGACAGACCUCGUGAUCGCCAUCUUUGUCAUCAUCGCCAUGUCGUUCGUCCCUGCUAGCUUUGUGGUAUUCAUUGUAAUGGAGCGUUCGUCUAAAGCUAAGCAUCUUCAGUUCGUUAGCGGUGUGAAUCCCAUCGUCUAUUGGUUUUCGAACUACCUAUGGGACAUGGUAAGUUCAAACUCAUUCAACUUACUUUAUUUCGUCUGCUCUGUUAAUGUUUGCACUUAA
This is a messenger RNA of Exaiptasia diaphana, 523 nucleotides long. Its product is annotated as ATP-binding cassette sub-family A member 2. The transcript has 4 exons. Gene Ontology annotation, molecular function: ABC-type transporter activity. Gene Ontology annotation, cellular component: membrane. The annotation marks the transcript as partial. Lineage: Eukaryota; Metazoa; Cnidaria; Anthozoa; Actiniaria; Aiptasiidae. The record is from RefSeq and is a predicted model, not a curated record.